This is a messenger RNA of Hylaeus volcanicus, 3943 nucleotides long. RefSeq names its product heart- and neural crest derivatives-expressed protein 1-like. NCBI's taxonomy places the organism in Eukaryota, Metazoa, Arthropoda, Insecta, Hymenoptera, Colletidae. The transcript is spliced from 3 exons. Gene Ontology annotation, molecular function: protein dimerization activity. The record is from RefSeq and is a predicted model, not a curated record. The coding region runs from base 1176 to 1952 and encodes 258 amino acids.
GUACCCCCUCCCCGUUCCUUCCGUUAUCUAAAUCAACAGGUACACCUUCCCUCGAGGAAGUGUUCAGCUUCUGUGUACGCGAACAGAUAAGCCCCUUGCCAGGAAGCAAAGAAGGGAGGAAGGAAAAAGCGACCGCGACGGGUAGCGGCGGCACGUUUCUGCAGGGUAAAGUGGUACCGACGAAGAAGAGGAGAGGGUAGCUACAGAAGGAGCCCGGAACGGGCCACCAGGUGCACCUAUAGAAUGGACAUAAAACGAAGUGGGAACCAUAUGUUGAUGCGAUGAAGGACGCAUGGCACGCGCCACACUCAAACUCGAGCCGCUACACCGCGAGGAUCGGUGACUUCUUUGCCAUUGUUAUUCUUUACGAACCUAAUGACACGGUCCUGGGACUGUGCAGUGCGUUCCGCGGAGACGUGAUCAUACGAAUCUGCAUACGAGUCUUCCUUCAUGGUUGCGCUAGGACACCGCGAAAUUAUGAAGAGAAGCGGGCGUCUUCGGUGACGAAUGUUGUGUUACUGUAAACGUCGAUUUUAUACUUGGUGUUGCAUGCGUUCAGAUGGUCUGUGAUCGAUAGUGGAAGCCUCGAUGGACCCGGUUCUCGUAUUCUGUUGAUUGGUGUUUUUCUUUAUAAGUGAUAAAACGGUUAAAAGGUUUGAAUAAAUUGAACAAUUCGCGGAUGAGCGCGUCGCGCUAUUUUUUUUUUUUUUGUGUUGGAUGGUCACCAUGUGAAUUAUGUUGGACGUUGCGUGAAGAUUUGGACGAAGAGAAGGAGCGGAAGUAACUUCGUAUCAUUAAAUUUGAAUUAUAUCUCAGGAACUGAUAUUUGAUGAACCAUAAUCUUAAAAAAAAUCAUCGAAGUGAACAGAGGAGCAGAAGUGAAAAUUGAUACCUUUAUCUUAUUUUUGGAAAAAACAACGAGCAAGAAGUCCCGUACGUUACAAUAAUUUUAUGCCAUAAGACUUGAACCACUCCUGAGGAUUUGAUAUUUGACGAAGCGUAGUCUUCGAAGAAAAUCGAAGUGAACAGAGGAGCAGAAGUGAAAAUUGAUACCUUUAUCUUAUUUUUGGAAGAAUCAAGCAAGAAGUUGUCCUAUAAGUUACAAUAAUUUUAUACCACAAGAUUUGAUAAUAUAUUGGAUGAAGCAUAAUCCUCGAAGAAAAUCGAAGUGAACGAUGGCUCUUCUCUCCAAUCACCACGAUUAUCCAGUUUCUUCUGAAAUGAUCGCGACGACGUAUCCGAGCACAGCGAGGACCUACGAAUCCUUGUACCCUUCGCCGUACAACUCCCCGAAUUAUGACUCCAUGAAAAUCCCGUUCAGGGAAAGUUAUGCGCACAAAGGUGAGCACACUCCUCGAAAAGACGCAGAGCCGAUCAAUUACGGGAACGACGUAGUUACUAAAUAUUCGAGAACCCCCGAUUCGUACGACAGAAGCUCCUUUGGUGUUUUGACACCUGUGACGCCGCAAAGAUACGAAGCACAACACGUGAUAAGUCACACAACUUCUCCCAGAUCAAUGUUGCACGAGGACAGUUCCGUGGAGUAUCUUGCUCCAGCUUAUUGUUACGAGACUCCGCCUCAGGAACAAAAAUUUCAUAUCCUCGAGAGCAACGAACAGAUGCAGAUGAUCGAGCCGCGAAAAAGUUGCUGGGAACCCGUUACGUCCGUUCAGAAACAAGUAUCGCCCACGAGCAGCCCUCGAAGAGGAAGGCGACGAUCAAGGGACAUACCACCGUCACCGAGCGUCCUGAAGCGUCGGCGUCUCGCCGCGAACGCUCGCGAGAGGCGUCGUAUGAACGGCCUGAACGACGCUUUCGACAAAUUGCGAGAAGUCGUGCCAAGCCUCGGGGCUGAUCACAAGCUCAGUAAAUUCGAGACGCUGCAAAUGGCGCAGACCUACAUCGCGGCGUUGUGCGAUCUUCUACAAAAACACGAUGGAAAAUGGCAAUGACGAAGCGGGAAGCAGGAAGCGGCAAUGGUAGGCUAAAGAAUUCAUUCAGCUAAGUAGUGGAUAUAAGAUUAAAACAGUACAGCUUACGCGACACGGUCAUGAAACUAAAUUGCAACUAAAUUGCGUUAUAAUUAUAAUUCGUGAAGAAGGCAUCACAAAAUGAUGCUACGAAGAAACUAUUUUACUAAAUUUGUAUUCAACUACUAAGACAAAGUGAUUAUUAACUACUUAUUAUUAAUUCCCCUGAUCUUUCUUGAUCCCGAAGGAAGAUAACAAUCUUGGCCAAAACAUUAUAACGAAGAAAUAAUUUGACUACAUUAGUACUCAAUUAUUAAAAAAAAGUAAUUAUUAAUUCCUGAUUUUUCUUGAUCCCGAAGAAAGAUAACAACCUUGACCAAAACGUUAUAACGAAGAAAUAAUUUUUCUAAGAUAAAACUGCAAUAUGUUAUAGAAUCUUUGCGAUAACUACAUUUACAGAUAAAAGAUAUGGUAUUAAGUCCUUUAUAUACUCGGUGACUAGCGACUGAAAUUUCUGAGUGUAUUCGUGCAUUUUUUAAUUAUUGCAAUAGCAAACUAGAAACUAAAGAUGAAAAGUAUGUGAAUAUGUCAGCAGUCACUAGCCACUGAGCGUUUCAACUGAAAAAUGUCUUAUUUUUUAAGAAAUUUAGUCUUUAUAUAUUAUUAGGAAUAAAAUUUGUGCAUAGUCACAGCGUAUAUUAAAUAAUAAUAUACAAUAUACAUACUGUUUUACACACGUCAAUAAAAUAUUGCUAGUAACACAGUAAUAACAUACAGAGUCACAGAAACCUAGACAUGAUUAGGCGAUAUUUAGCUAUAAUUGAUAUCAUAAUUAUAUAUUAUUGGAUUGAUAGCUUGAUUGUAAAAAUAUAUUUCAUAUGAUUAUAGUCUUGACAAGUUUUAUAAAACGUUUCAUAAAUUUAAUUCUCGCACAACUUAAUUUUCGUAAAUUAUAAGUUAUUGAAAGUUAAGACUUUGAAAAUUAAUUUAUUGGAAGAAUUUUGUCACAUAUUUGUAAAAAUAUAGCAAUUGGUGAACUAUAUGAAGUUCUCCAUUUUAUAGAGACGUUAAAUUAAAAUGCAAUUCCCGUAUGCAUCACGCAAAAUCUGUUUUUCAUUUACGGUACUCUUACUGCUAUUAUACUAUUUAUACAAGUGUUAUUUUAAGAAAUUUGUGAUAAGUGUAAUAUAAUUUAGACGCACGAAAUAGACACUCAUGCACUACAAUUUAUAGUCCUACGUCUGCUAAGCGAGCAGUUUCGUUUAUUAUUUAACUUUUUAUAUUCAUAAUUUCUAUUAUUUAAAUCUGUAAUUAAGGAAACACGGCUAAUCAUCCAAAGAUUAAUGAAAUAUUUAAUAAUAUUCGACGCAAGCGAAUGCGUCAGAUUAUUGUUAAAUAAGCGCGAAUUAUUAUACUUUAUUUAUUCCUAUCGGUAAUGCGUGUUACUGUUAAUUUCUAUAGCUCAUAGGAAGAUUUAUUUAAUGUACAUUCAAUUAGUUUUUUUUUUUUUAUGGAAAUAAAUUAUAUGGCGCGCAACGAGUGAUAGAAGCAGUGUGAAGCGUUUAGUGCCAUUUGAUUUUUGGGGAUGCGUUAUUUUUGUAAUCAGUAUGAACUUUAACGUUUAACGUGUCUUGCUAAAAGUUAUUUAGACGCUGUGGAUAACUUCGAUUUAUUUUUAAUAUUAUUCGUAUCGUAGCUAGUCACGAAUACUUUUAAGAACGCCCACGAGGCUCGAAACAGCAUUCUUAUGUGCCGUCCGUAGGUAGGAUACGCCAUGAUGCCAAAGAACGGUUUUACAAAACUGUUAUUACGAUUCGAAAAUGUUAGGUAGACUUUAGUGACUGGAAAUGAAAUAUGUUUAAAAUUUGCGUCGAUGUUAUGCAAUUGUCUUGUUAGUGAAAAACUGCGAAGAUUUCGAAUGAUUUAUGUCGAUGUAAUUUUGUAAAAUAUUGUAAAUAAAGUAUUGUCUACAU